Ostrinia furnacalis (Asian corn borer) is the source of this 3585-nucleotide messenger RNA. RefSeq lists its product as uncharacterized. Lineage: Eukaryota; Metazoa; Arthropoda; Insecta; Lepidoptera; Crambidae. The coding region runs from base 1 to 3585 and encodes 1194 amino acids. The transcript is spliced from 3 exons. The record is from RefSeq and is a predicted model, not a curated record.
AUGCCGGUCACAAGAUCACAGAAGGGCAAGGCCGACGCAGCGCCGCCAGUCGCCGCUGAACAAGCCUUACCUACGUCCGUCUCCGAAACCAACCGGGAGGAACUGAUCCAGUUUGAACCUCCAGAAAAUAGAAAAGCACCGAGGUCAUCGCGGGCAUCCUCCGUAAAAUCCGACCGCGCCCGUCGAUUGGCCAAGGCUCAAGAAGAGGUAGCUCGCCUGGAAUUAAAAUUAGCCCGCGCCCGUCUCUCCGCCAUCCAGGCCGAAGAAUCGGAGGAGGAAGACAACGACUCCGUCGCCUCAGAAAUGCACGAGUCUCGCGUUGAGACUUGGCUUGAGGCUCAANUCGGGGCCUCCGGAGUCUCCGAUCCACUUCAGCUGGAAGGCGUCGCUGGAUCAAAGAUAAAUGUCAGCGGAUCACGCAAAGUGAGCGUCACGCUACAGGGCCAAACUAAGGGCUAUCCGAUAAAAGCCAGAACAGUCAAAGGGCUUCACCUGGCACCACAAGCGGUGUCUGAAUUGGACCUCAAAGGAUGCCAUCAUCUCCGAGGAAUACAGAACUUCCUUCAGUAUAAAGAAAGAAAACCCACCGUAUUAAUAGGCCAAGAUAAUUGGCAUCUUCUCGUCGCCCGGCAACUCCGAAGAGGACCGACACAUCAGCCGGUAGCCUCACUGACCCCAUUGGGAUGGGUAUUGCACGGGUCCUCAACAAGAAGUUUAGGAAGAAACGUGCACUACGUCUACAGAGCCGAAGAGAAGCUAAUAGACGAAGAAAUCCGAAGAUACUUUACCAUCGACUCGCUUGGCAUCCAACCCAAGCUACCGAAGAGUGAUCCAGAAGUUCGCGCACUGCAGGUCCUGGAAGCAAAUACAGUGAAGAAGAAGGAAGAUGUCUACGAAACUUCGCUAAUUUGGAAGAAAGAAGAUGUGGUUCUUCCAAAUAAUUAUAAAGGCGCGCUUAACCGACUCUACAGCAUCGAGAAGAAGCUAGACCGCGACACAUCGUUGAAAACCAGCUACGAAGAUCAAAUAAAUAAUUUGAUCAAGAAAGGAUACGCCGAAGAAGCAAAAGAACCUCCGACACCGGGCAAGACUUGGUACUUGCCACACUUCGCCGUUCUACACCCUAACAAACCGGGAAAAGUACGAGUGGUCCUGGACGCCGCAUUCCGCUUCGGGAAUACCUCACUGAACGAUAAUUUAUUGCCGGGGCCAGAUCUACUACAGUCACUGCAGGGUGUAUUGAUGCGAUUUAGACAGCACAAAAUCGCAGUCGCCGCCGAUAUCGAAGAAAUGUUUCUCCGCAUAAGCAUCCGCAAAGAAGAUCGAGACGCCUUACGCUUCCUGUGGCGUCAAGACCGGCGGGAGGGCCCACCUACCGAAUAUCGCAUGACAACAGUUGUCUUCGGGGCCACCUGCUCGCCAUGCAUAGCUUUAUACGUGAAGAAUUUGAAUGCAGAAAGACAUCGUGAAGAAUACCCAGAAGCCGCAUCCGCAAUUAUUAAUAACCAUUAUAUGGAUGAUUAUUUACAAAGUUUUCAAACCGUAGAAGAAGCACAGAAGAUCGCCAACGAAGUUGACCGCAUACAUAAAAAGGCAAAUUUUAAUCUGCGCAAGUGGACUUCGAACAACAGCAAAGCAAUACAGAACUUGGAAGAUUCCGCCAAGAUAGAAGAAAUCAAGUUCGACGACGGCGCAAAAGAAGAGAAGAUUUUAGGCCUAAUAUGGCGACCAUCAUCGGACUGCCUAGCCUUCAACUUAAAUUUCGCCCGGGUCCCAUCCGACAUCGUCAAUGGCAAUCGCACACCGACGAAAAGAGAAGCACUACGAACAGUCAUGGCGAUUUUCGACCCACUCGGAAUAGCGUCACCUAUCGUCAUUCAAGGGAAACACAUCCUACAGGAAACGUGGCGCACUGGGAUUGACUGGGACCAAGAAUUAACCGCAACGCUAGCCAGCACCUGGAAGACCUGGAUUGAAGACCUGAAACAGUUGAAAUCGAUCCAGAUCCCACGAUGUCAUCCGUACUUAAGUAGCGCAACCGAGCGCGAAAUUCAUACAUUCGUCGAUGCCAGUGAAAAGGCAUACGCGGCAGCGGUAUAUUGGCGAGUCAUCGACAGCAGCGGAAACAUCCACGUGUCGCUAAUUACCGCCAAAGCGAGGGUCGCACCGCUAAAAGUCACAUCGAUACCUCGUCUUGAACUCCAGGCAGCCGUCAUCGGAAGUCGACUAGCAAGUACGACUAUCAAAGAGUACGAUAUUAAACCCGACCGACAGUACUUCUGGUCAGACUCGAAGACCGUACUCUCAUGGCUACGUGCUGGCCCCCGAUCGUUCAAGCCGUACGUCGCCCACAGAAUAGCCGAAAUCGAAGAAACGACUAAUGUCAGUCAAUGGCGAUGGGUUCCUACGUCACAGAAUGUAGCAGACGACGCUACACGCGAUUCACCGAAACAGUUUAACGCUUCGCACAGAUGGUUCACCGGACCGCCAUUUCUACGAGGACCCCCUGAAAGUUGGCCGCAAGAAAAAUCUACGAAUACAACCGAAAACAAAACAGAAGAGCGAGUCAACUUAGUGAAGACUAACAAAGUUCGACUUUGCGAGUCGUUACCCGACGUCAACCGCUUCUCAUCGUGGCUACGACUAAUAAGGACUACCGCAUUAGUAUUAUUAUUCAUCCAGAAGCUGCGCGCAAGAAAAGUCUCCGUCAAUUAUAAACGAACGAAGAAAAAUAAAGAAAAAGAUCCGCAUUGGCCGUCUCCUGCCAGAAAAUUACACGCAAAGUUACACGCCGACGUAUCCGAGCAGAGUCGACUAGGCGUUAUAAUUGAAGUACCGUUUCUGCAGCAAGCCGAGUCGCUCUGGAAGAAACCGAAAUGCCCGAUAUGCAAGAACGAGCAUUUCGUCACCGACUGCACGAAAUUGAAGGAAGCCGACAACAACAGCCGCUGGAAGUAUGCAAAGGACUUCAAACUUUGCUUCCGCUGUCUACGCUACAAAGCUGCAGAUCACAGCUGCAAAACGAAGUCGUGCAUGGUACGGGGCUGCCAGAAGACACACCAUCCGCUCCUACAUUACGACAAAGCACCGAAAAUCGAGAAGAAAACCGAAACCGUUGCCUCUACCAACUCACGCACAAGACAGGGCCACGCAUACUUGAAAAUCAUCCCAGUUCGUGUCUCUGGCCCUAAAGGAUUCUACGACACUGCAGCGCUCCUCGACGACGGUUCUACAAUUACCCUUAUUGAUGCCGACGUUGCCAACCGCGUCGGGGCCUCCGGAGUCUCCGAUCCACUUCAGCUGGAAGGCGUCGCUGGAUCAAAGAUAAAUGUCAGCGGAUCACGCAAAGUGAGCGUCACGCUACAGGGCCAAACUAAGGGCUAUCCGAUAAAAGCCAGAACAGUAAAAGGGCUUCACCUGGCACCACAAGCGGUGUCUGGAUUGGACCUCAAAGGAUGCCAUCAUCUCCGAGGAAUACAGAACUUCCUUCAGCGCAAGUCAAAGAUCGCAAGACCGGCGGGAGUCGCCACUAAAUGGAAACCGGCGGGAGCCAUUGAAACUCCAACACCGGCGGGAGCCCCAUAG